This is a messenger RNA of Zonotrichia leucophrys gambelii, 2285 nucleotides long. Its product is annotated as zinc finger protein 883-like. Gene Ontology annotation, molecular function: RNA polymerase II cis-regulatory region sequence-specific DNA binding; DNA-binding transcription factor activity, RNA polymerase II-specific. The record is from RefSeq and is a predicted model, not a curated record. Gene Ontology annotation, biological process: regulation of transcription by RNA polymerase II. The coding region runs from base 1 to 1836 and encodes 611 amino acids. Lineage: Eukaryota; Metazoa; Chordata; Aves; Passeriformes; Passerellidae. The transcript has 2 exons.
AUGGGGAUUAUCUUGGGCUGGGUGUGUGGGAUGCAUUUGAUACGAAAUAAAACUUUCAGACUUACAGAUUUCUCUCCCGUUCAUGUUCAGUCGGUUACAGUUCUGUUUGCACAGUGCCGCCUCCCAGAGUGUCCCCUCAGAGUUGCCGCCCUUGGCCUGAGCCCGCCCCUUUCCCCUCACGGUUCCCGCCCUUUCCCUGCCCCCUUUCCCCUCACGGUUCCCGCCCUUUCCCUGCCCCCUUUCCCCUCGCGGUUCCAGCCGGUUCGGGGAGAGGAGCAGGGCUGGGGGAGAUGGAAGAGGAGGGAUGAAGGCGGAGUGAGAGCAGCGAUGGAAGGAGGAGGAGAAGGCGGGGUUAGGGAGCAGGAGGAGGAGAAGGGAUGGAAGGGGCGGGAUGGAAGAGGAGAAGGAGGCGGAGAUAACGCUGAGGAGCGGGAGGGGGGAUGGGAGAGGAGCAGCGGGAGGAAGAGGAAGAGGAGGGACAAAGGCGGAUCGAGGCUGAGCGGACGAAUCCACGGUCUGAAGCCAAGCCUGAAUUCGCAGCCCCCACCUGUGGGAUCAUCGGCCCCGCAUCGCGCCGAGCAGGAGCGGAGCAUGGAGAGCAGGGAGGACAAAUGCCCGCGGCAGGAGCUGGUGGAAGAGGCCGUUUUGAGCGGCUCCACGGCGCAGGAAGGCAACGGGGAGGAAAAGGCGCGGAGAUGCCGCACGAGGAGGGGCUGCAAACGCAGCCGGCGGGGAUGUGAGGGGGAAAGAGCCGGCCUGGGCCGGGAAGGCGGCCGGAGACGGAGGCAGAGCUCGGAGCUGGUGCUCCGUGAGCAGCUCCGUGAUGGGGAGAAGCCCCACACGUGCGGGGAGUGUGGGAAGAGCUUCAGCAGGAACUCCGGACUGAUCGAGCACCAGAGGAUUCACACUGGGGAGAGGCCCUUUGAGUGUGGGGAGUGUGGGAAGAGCUUCAGUAGGAACUCCCAUUUGAUCAAGCACCAGAGGAUCCACACUGGGGAGAGGCCCUACGAGUGUGGCGAGUGUGGGAAGAGCUUCACUCAGCGCUCCAGCCUGAUCGUGCACCAGAGGACCCACACCGGGGAGAGGCCCUUCGAGUGUGAUAAAUGCAGGAAGAGGUUUUUGACCAGCACCUAUCUCGUCCGGCACUAUUGGAUUCACAAAGAGGAGAGGCCCUUCCAAUGCCCUGAGUGUGGGAAGGGAUUCAAGCGCAACUGCAACCUCGUCACCCACCGGCGCAUCCACACUGGGGAGAGGCCCUACCAGUGUCCCCAGUGUGGGAAGGGCUUUAAUAGUAGCUCCAAUCUCCGCGGGCACUAUUUGAUUCACACAGAGGAGAGGCCCUUCCAGUGCCCCGACUGCGGGGAGGGAUUCAAGAACAACGGCAACCUCGUCAGGCACCGGCGCAUCCACACAGGGGUGAGGCCCUACGAGUGUCCCCAGUGUGGGAAGAGGUUUCAGACCAGCACCCAUCUCUUCUGCCACUUUCAGACUCACUCAGAGGAGAGGCCCUUCCAAUGCCCCGACUGUGGGAAGGGAUUCAGGGACAACUCCAACCUCAUCGCCCACCGGCGCAUCCACACUGGGGAGAGGCCCUACGAGUGUGAUAAAUGCAGGAAGAGGUUUCGGACCAGCACCCAUCUCCUCAGGCACUAUUGGAAUCACACAGAGGAGAGGCCCUUCCAAUGCCCUGAGUGUGGGAAGGGAUUCAAGAUGAACUGCAACCUCGUCACCCACCGGCGCAUCCACACUGGGGAGAGGCCCUACGAGUGUCCCCAGUGUGGGAAGAGCUUCUCACACAGCUCUAACUUGACCAAACACCAACGGAGCCACCACUAAGGGAAGCCCUGUGAGUGCCCCGAGUGCGGGCAGAGCUUCGUGCGCUGCUCCAGCUCCAUCCUCCACUGGAGAAGGCACUGUGGGCACAGCCCUGGUCACUCACAUUCCCUGUGAUCCAUGCUGGGAACACACCUGGCUGCUUCUCCUUUCAUUAUCACCUUAAUUCUUUUCUCUUCUCCAUCUCUUUGCACUCCAAAAGCCAAGAGAGAUGAAUCUCUCACCUCAAAACAACUCAAAUCCCACUGAAAACAGCUCAGUCUUGCCCCAGAAUGCUCAAUCCCUCCUGAGAAAAACUCCAUGCCAUACAAAUUUUCCUCGAUUCUACAGCCGCCAGGCUCACAUGGGGUUGGGAGGUGAUUUACAGUAGUGGGAUCUCAAUUAGGGUGGUGGGGUGGGGAUUGUGUGGAGCUGGGUGUGUGGGAUGUAUUUGAUAGCAAAUAAAAUUCUCA